Molecule: messenger RNA, 1236 nt
Organism: Fusarium keratoplasticum
Lineage: Eukaryota; Fungi; Ascomycota; Sordariomycetes; Hypocreales; Nectriaceae
Exons: 1
Coding region: 1-1236 (411 amino acids)
Molecular function (GO): glycosyltransferase activity
Source: RefSeq, a predicted model, not a curated record
AUGGAGCCUGAAUUCCAAAUUCCCAAAUCGGCCACUGGCCUCCGCGAGAUUCCCCACCAACUUCUCGACUUGAGAUCCGCCAAGGACAUCAUUGCCCAGCUGCAAACGUUCCAGCCCAUUACAUCUGAGAAGAAUGUUUGGGCAUUCUGGGACAAGGGCAUUGAUAAGAUGUACCCGAGCUACCGUUGCACCGUCCUGAAUUGGGUGCGACGCCUUGGACCUUCAUGGACUGUGCGUAUUGUGGACCUUCUGGAUGAUUCACCAAACAACAUCUACAAUUACGUCGGCGAAGAAUGGUUUCCUGAUUGUUUUGUCAACAAAACUAUGGAUGGUAGACACGCUCCUCAGCAUGCUGCUGAUCUUGUGCGUUUGCCUCUGUUGUUCGAGCACGGAGGUGUCUGGAUGGACGUUGGAAACAUGCUUCACACACACCUCGACGCACUCUUCUGGGAUGCCCUCACAGCCCCUGGCUCGCAGUACGAGAUGGCUGCGUGGGUCAUCAGCGGUCAGAUCCGAAAACAAUGGGGUAGCUUCGGCAACUACAUGCUCGCCUCUAGAAAGGGCUGCAAGUUUAUCGAGAACUGGCACAACGGCUACAAAGCAAUUUGGCAAGGUCGAACCAAUGUCGACGGCGUCCACAACCAUCCUCUCAUCAAGGAUAUCGGGCUCGCCGAUGGCAUAGCCGACUGGGGAAUGGAGGACAAGGUCAAGUCUAUGAGUGACUAUGUUUCUCAGAUGCUCAUCGGCGACCGCAUCCGGAACCUGUACGACGUCAACACCGGCUGGAAUGGCCGUGAAUUCUUUGAGAACAAGGUCUUCAUGGUUGAGGGUAUCUGGAAUGGAAUCCUUGGCGCCAUCAGAACCGACUACGACGGGUACAAACAGGUCGAAAUGUUUACAACGCGACUGGACGAACCGGAUCUGGAGAAGAGGGCAAAGGCUGAGGCGUUUGUCAUCGAGAUGCUCGAAAAGAGCCACAUGUACAAGGUCUACCACAGCUCCGCAGGGGGUCCCCCCGCUCUGGGAGAUCUUGUCAAGCAGAUCCAGGAUUUGGAUCAUCGACCGGGCACUUUUGGAGAAAUGUAUCGAUAUGGAACAGUGCACUGGGAGCCAACGAGGGAGGUUGAACAGUUGGAGCUGCAGAAGAGUGAGGAGGAUCUUAUUUACGCUACGCCAACUGAAUCUGCGGCUCAGGCAGCUUCGAACGGCUAUGAUGUUACGACUUCACGACUUUAG